AUGGCUUCCACUGAGGAUGAUUACGUCUUCAGGCGAGACUUUCUCGACAGCAACCGGUGCGUCCCGAGAGGUCAAAGGACCCAAGUCACCCGCGACGAUUCCUGGCCCAGAGACAAUCCUGACAUGAGCGCAGUAUCAACUUGUUGCACCAUUUUUUGGACCAAGACCUUUGGCUACGUGAUUCACCCUAAAAUCACCAAUGGCGGCCAAAUCGGCAGAGUGGCCGACGUAGGGACGGGCACAAGCAUUUGGCUCUUGGACGCCCGAGAUCAACUACCCGAGCAGACUGAGCUUGAUGGCUUCGACAUCUCGCUUGCCGCCGUGCCGCCGCCCGAGGUUUUGCCUCCCAACGUAAAGCUGCAGCUUUGGGACGUUAAGAAGAAUGUCCCAGACAGGCUCGUCGGGGCUUUCGACGUCGUUUACCUACGCUUCUUCGCGUUCGUCUUGAUGAAUGAUGAAAUUCCAGGUGUGAUUGAAAAGGUUUUCCAGAUGCUUAAGCCCGGUGGCUAUAUACAAUGGGAAGAGGCUGAUAUGGAGACGUUGCGCUUCGACAAGGCCCGACCCGACACAAAAACGAACAACCUUGAGGAUUUAUUCAAGUUGCUGCUGGUCCAGGAUCAUCGCUUUAAGCCGACGUGGGCGAAAAAGCUUGACGAUCUCUUGUCGAACGCUGGAUUUGUGGACAUAGAGAGAGACACCAGGGACGCCCCUCCGCACGUUGCCUUCCAGUUCCACGAGGUAGGUCUGAUGAUUCACGAGCUUAUUGCACGCAAGACCACGAACAGCCUACUAUCAGGGGAACUGAAACGUCUCCUCCCUGCCGCUAUAAAAGAAACGCAGAAUGGGGCUUACGGGGCAUCAGAGAGAUUCGUCGUCAUUGGAAGGAAGCCUUAA
This is a messenger RNA of Neoarthrinium moseri, 894 nucleotides long. RefSeq lists its product as uncharacterized. The transcript is spliced from 3 exons. The coding region runs from base 1 to 894 and encodes 297 amino acids. Lineage: Eukaryota; Fungi; Ascomycota; Sordariomycetes; Amphisphaeriales; Apiosporaceae. The record is from RefSeq and is a predicted model, not a curated record.